AUCCAAACUCAACGCGAUAUCCGCCCGUAGUCAACAUGGCGGCCCCGGGUAGGCGAGAGCUGCUGAGGUUGCUAUCCCAGUUCGGCGCGUUCAUUCUGACCCGGUUCGGGUUCUGGAACUGUUUCAGCAUGUUGAUGCUCUUUGCUGAACGAGCCGAUGUGAAAAGAAAGCCGGAUAUCCAGGUGCCUUACCUGUACAUAGACAUGGGUGUGUCGGUGUUGUGCGCCAGCUUCAUGUCCUUCGGUGUGAAGCGCAGGUGGUUCGCACUGGGAGCUGCUAUUCAGCUUGCGUUGAGUACUUACGUCUCCUAUGUGGGCGGACUGGUCCACUAUGGAGAUUGGCUAAAGGUGAGAAUGUACUCCCGGGCCCUCGCCAUCAUCGGGGGGUUCCUGGUUCUGGCAAGCGGGGCGGGGGAAGUGUACCGGCAGAAGCCCAGGACCCGUUCGCUGCAGUCCACCGGCCAGGUGUUCCUGGGGAUCUACCUGAUCUGCAUGGUGUACUCACUACAGCACAGCCAGGAGGACCGUCUGGCCUACCUGGACCACAUCCCGGGCGGAGAGCUGACGGUGCAGCUGCUUGUGGUGGUGUUCGGGGUGCUGGCGCUCUCCUUCCUGUCCGGUUGCUACGUGCGCCUCGCCGCCCAGAUCCUCGCCAUCCUGCUGCCGCUGGUGGUGCUGUUCGUCGACGGCAACUUCGGCUACUGGCACCGUUCCCGGCGCGUGGAGUUCUGGAACCAGAUGAAGCUCAUCGGGCAGAACGUGGGCAUCUUCGGGGCCGUGCUGAUCCUCGCCACGGACGGCUGAGGAUAUGCGGGGGCUGGGUGAGGUGGGGUUAUGGACGGAACAUUAACAGGGAGAGGGAGACCUGUAACCUGAGACACUUCCCUGGGGGGAAGGGUUCUUUGGAGGUGUUCUGGGUCAGGACCGAAUUAGGGUGGGUGUGGGUGGGUGGCGUGAGAGGACUUAACCCGACCAUGAAAAGGAAUUGGACUGAGCUUCCUGGAACUCAAGCAGGUUGACUCAGCUGACUUUCUUCAAAUGUCUUAAAUCAUUUAGAUGGGUAGCAUCCAUUCUACCCUUCUUCUACCUUAUUUGCUUAUCUAUUUGUUAUGUUUUUAUAUAUAUAUAUAAAAUAUAUAUCAUAUUGUAAUGUUUAUGUUUACAUUUGCUUGAUUUGUUUUUUUUUAUUGCUUAUUUAUGAAGAAAGUCUUGGUCUACUGUAAAGAGUUUACAUUGCUGUACACAAGGGAAGCCUUGGCUUGGCCGUAUCCUGGCAGAAUACUACCGCACUGCAACCGUGACUGCGUGCAGCUCCUCGCGUUCCUUUUACCAUUGCUAUGAGCGAAGCCGUCAAUAAAAGAUGAAUUGUUUUUGUAUGGAA
Clupea harengus (Atlantic herring) is the source of this 1380-nucleotide messenger RNA. RefSeq names its product transmembrane protein 101 (gene tmem101). The record is from RefSeq and is a predicted model, not a curated record. Gene Ontology annotation, biological process: positive regulation of canonical NF-kappaB signal transduction. Lineage: Eukaryota; Metazoa; Chordata; Actinopteri; Clupeiformes; Clupeidae.